Molecule: messenger RNA, 6770 nt
Organism: Xyrichtys novacula (pearly razorfish)
Lineage: Eukaryota; Metazoa; Chordata; Actinopteri; Labriformes; Labridae
Source: the annotation of a GenBank genome assembly
CUUUCUCCAAGGUAACCGACCUGUACACACAGAGACUGAAUUUACACUGUAGGAGACUGAAUGAUUCUUUAACUGUCAACCACAGGUACGUUCACACCUCUAUCUGAAGGUCAGUCAUAUGAUCAGACUGUCUGUAACUCCGGAUACUGACUCAGUCGUUUGUUUCUUUAUUAUUUAUGAAACUCUGUGUCCACAGUUUAAGUCUUUAUUAACUGAAUGUAUCGGUCCAACAUGUUGCUCUGCUUUUGUUCAGUCUGUGAAGAUGGUGUCAGGUGAGGGGAAGUCUGACAUGGAGCGUCUAGGUGUGUUUAAAGAGAUGAGCUACAUCUCUGUAGGAGAUAAAUACAUGCCUCCCAAUAAUCGUGAGUACUUAACUUUGUCAUUUAUACGUCUGAUUAUCGUCUGAUUUAAAAAGAAACUGUGAGGACAUUUAAAAACAAAAAUAUAUUUAAAUAAAGUUCUCACUAAUCUCUCAUUAUUCUUUUUUUUCCUUUCUGCAUCAUUAACUAAAAAACACUUUCACUGUGCUUGGACUGCUUAGAAAUUGACAGUAACAUUUAUGUUAUGGGCAGGAAGGUUUUUUAUAUAAAUAUGAUUUAUCUAAUUUUGGUUUGUAAAUUACUUUUACCAGUAUACCUGUCUUAAAAAUGAAGCAUGACUUCUAUUUUGAAAUGAAGCCAUAUGUAUAUUGAUACAGAUUUGAGUCCUCUUCAACAUCAGUGUGACCAGUUUUCAAUGAUGUUCCACCAGAGACGGUUGAUGUUUACUCGUGGUUUAGCCUUAAUUUUUUUUGAUAAAUCAAUUUGUUGAUUUAUGUCUUAAUCAAAGCAUUUGAAAUAAAAGAGCUUACUUUUAAACUAAAACCACACACACUUAUUUGACAUGUGCAUAAACCAGGAAGGAGUAAGCUGGUUUAACUCUAACCCAUCUCUUCACUCUAUAAUCUUGCCACUUUCAAAGAGUGAAUCAUUCAAUGGCUGAUUCUUCAACAAGUUUAAAGCAACUUGGAACCACUUUUAACUUGUUUCAGCGUAAAAUGACUAAAAUGUGUUUUAAAUCAUAUACAAAAGGUUUUUAAGAUAAUUUUCUUUCUUGAUAUUUUUAAUACUUAUUUCUCAGGUACUUUACUUUAUCAUGCAGUUUUUUCAGCUGAUUGUUUUUGUGCAGUAGCCUACAUUUCAAAUUUAAGAUAACAAAACAAAUGAUAUUUCAAGUGGAAGCAUUUUCACCACCCUUAUCAUGUUGAUUUUUACAACCUGUUGAAUCCUGUUGUAUCACAACAGUGGAGGAGUCAAAAGUGGGCCUUUAGCUUUUAAUCUUCUUCAGCGAACACAUUGUCAUAAAAAAAAAAAAUACUUAUUUAAACUAGCACAGAUACUCUCAUCUCAGUCUGACGGUGUUUGAUGGAUAGUUUAAAGAAAUUAUUUGACCUAAAAGGAUUGUGAUGGAUAUUUACCAGAUGAUAGCAGGACCAACAUAAAUAGGUACCUUUGACCUCAGAAUGAGGAGAGUUAGUGGUGUAGUGGCUGUUAUGGGGUCGGAGCUCAAAGAUACACACUGACAUGCAUCAUUACGAAACUAGCAAUAGAAGAAUAGUUUAAAGGACAAGACAGCUUUUUUUUACAGCACAUUUCAUUCACUGAAGUUUUCAAUUUGCUGAACAUGAUUAAAGUUUUACAGCUAAAAGUCUUUUCGCUUAAAUUUGACUACAUCAGAGCCAAGGCUCGUCUGCCAUCAUUUAGGGUUUGUGCUGCAUGAGAACAAAAAGCUGCUCAAUGUAUUUUUUCAACUCUGAAAUCAUUGCUGUAUUCUUUAAAAUCCAGGACCGUUCAAUGAAUCAGCCCAUCGUAACCGACAGAUGCAGGCUGGCAUCGCCAAACAGCGUUGUGCUCUGCAGAAUGGCUUCUUCGAAAAGUCCUUCAACAGGAUAUUUGAGCGGGAGGCCCUGAGUGACCCGCUAAAACUGGCCCGACAAAACCGCAUCCAGCAGGCCAAGAAGAACCUGGGGAAGGCUUUCCUGCCCUGUGACAGCAUCAAGAAGCCGUGAGAGAAAACUCAAACAUGUUCAAUACAUUGCUUCUAAAACCUGGUUCAUAUAUGUACUUCGAACUUUGUUUCAGCAGACUCCAAACUCCAUUGAUGAAAACAGUGAUUUUACUUCCUCAGGAAAGCUGCAACCUGGAAAUGUUGGCGUUAUUGUGUGACUGUAGGUCUGUGAUAAUAUCAGUGUAGCCUUCAAAAAAUGAAUAAAAGCUUGCAAUUGGUAAUCAGCAUUUUUCCUGCAAGGUGAAAUGAUCAUGACCGUUUUUGUCAGACAUAUCAUUUAUUAGUAGUAGUAUGACCAAACUCCAGCAUUUUCAGAGCUGACUAGCAUUUGGGUUUUGGACAUUUGGCUGUUUAGUCACCUCAACACCCUCAUCUUUUAAAUAAAUACAAUUUACCAUGUACUGCUUUUUCUGCUUUGCACAGGGAUUGGUGUUUUACGUAUAUGAAACAUUAGUGCCCUCUGCUGGAUAAAGCUUAGAGGUGCGCCUAAUGUCAUCUUAAUAUGGAAAUGUGUUUAAUAAUUCCAGUUUUUGUGUUCAAAGUACUUUUUACCCAUGUGGUUUAUUUGAAGACCUUCCAGACUGAAUGUUAAAUAUUUUUGUGAUGAUAUGAAUCAGCUAGAGUAAUUGCAUCUCACCAAGUUAUAGUUUACUAACUGGAUAACAACGUCAACAAAGGAGGUUUUGAGAGAAAUCUGAAUAAAUGUCAUAUUUGAACACUGUCAUUGAUGACUGGGCAGCGCAAACUGUACCCUUCAUGUACAAAUUUAAACUUGUGUUUCCGAUACAAUAAUGAUCAUCUUUGUGGGACUUUUCUGGUCCUGCUCUUACCACCUGUUCACUCACACCUCAUUUUUGCUCUUAUCCAUCAACACCUCCAUCUGUCUACAGGUGUGGUUCAGGCAGUUACUACGGGACUUUGUCAGGACCAGUUGAAGCUAUGAGUCCUAUGGCAGUCCCUCGGAAAGCCCAACCUUCCCCUGGACGCAACAUCGUCACUUCGCCUCCCCAAAAGGGCAGUGGUUACAGGUCAUAAAUACAAUAUGAUCUCAUUCAUGUAUUUAUUAUUGUACCCCUGGACAAAUCUGUUAUUGUACUGUUAAAUGUAUUUAUGCUAUGUUUUUUUUUGCAGUUAUCCCAAUGUGACGCUGUCCAAAAUGGAGCUGUAUGCCUCAGACCCCUACGACAGAGCCAGAGAACUUCUAAAGGUGUCAUUUUAAUUGGUUGUUUUCUCUGUAUCAUAAAUUUGUAAACAUGUAAGCAAACAAAAGCUGUAUGUCUCACCUUAUAACAAACUUCAACUUUAAAGGUGCUUGUUUUUUUAUUAUUCUACAGAGAGAAGCAGCAGUCCAUCGCUCCAAGUUUAGAGACGGUCCCUUCAGGCUCAAUCUUCGCUCCAAAGAUUAUUUUCAACGCAACCCAUACCGCAGUGACAAGCCCCUCCCACCAGCUCACAAGCCCCUCCCACCACCUCGCAAGCCUGUACCAUCAGCACAGAAUGUCUCUCCAGUUCCCUUCAAACCUCCGUCCCCGAGCAAAAAGGUGAUCACCCAACAAAUACAGAAAAAAGUAUUUCUCGCUUACAGGUUUCUUCUGUUUUUGUCAAACUUACAUGUUUCAGAUCAUCAAACAAGUUUGAAUAUCAGACAAAGAUAACCUGAGUAAACACAAAAUGCAGUUUUUAAAUGAUGAUUUCAUUUAUCAAGGGGAAAAAGCUGACCACCUGCCCUUUGUGAAAAAGGAAUUGACCAUGAUUUGACCUGUAGAAACAAAAGAUCUAUUAAACAGAACCAGACAAAUUCAAGAACAGGUAAGAAGCAGCGUUUUUGACAUCUAUCAGUCUGGAAAGGGUUACAAAGCCAUUUUCAAGACUUUUGGACUCCAGAGAACCACGGUGAGAGCUAGAGUAGUUGCAGCUUAUCAGGUUUUGCUUUACUUGUUAGAUUACAAUGUCAGCAAAGGAGGUUUUGAGAUAUAUUAAUGUCUCAUGAAUUAAUGCCAUGCUUGAGAUGCAUUUGAACAUUAUUAUUGAUGGCGAGACAACGUGAACUAAACCCCUUUGGGACAAGAUUAAAACCCUUUAUCCACACAUAGAAUACACAUCUUCCCAGGAGAGGCUAAAAUGAGGAGCACAUUGAGGACUCAUGGAGGAGGUCCUAAAAGAACCCACAACAACUGCUAAAGCACUGCAGGGUUCACUUGGCACCGUUACGGUCAGUUUUAAUGAUUCAACAAUAAGAAAGAGACUUGACAACAACAACAACAACAAUGGCAUCUAUGGGAGAGCUCUGAGACCAAAAAGAACACAAAGACCUGUCUCACAUCUGCCAAAAAAAACACCCUGAUGAUGCCCAAGACCUCUGGGAAAAUAUUUGUGGAAUGACGACACAAAAGUGGAACUUUCUGGAACAUUUGAAGUAAACUAACACAGCAUUUCAGAAAAACAACAUCAUACUGACAGUGGUUAAAGUGGUGCACAGGGGUAGGCAUUCACAAUAAAAACAAAGUUGACUGUCAUCUUUCAGCAAGAUGAGAUUUUUGUCGGAAGAUGCUACUGAAGUAUGAUGGGGAUUAACGAAAAAACAAACACUGCAUUGUCCAGAGGGGUGCCAAAAUUGACAAAAAAGUUCCUCACAGGAGCUUUAACUGUAACAAUAUAAAGAUAAUGAAACUUUUUUCAUAUAAGAGAUGUGAGAAACUUAAGCUAACUUUUUUCAUUCAAAUUCAGUUUCAUCAGUUUUUUAAGUUAAUAUUGUCUCCCAUAAAAGGACAAGAUUUGAUCUUCAAACUGCAUCUUAAAAAAUUGAGCCUUGUCACUGUAUAAUCAGGGUUGCCAUAUACUCUGGUCAAUACGUUGUAGUUCUAUGGGUAAUCAAACUCUUGGUCGACUUCUCUGUUCCAUUUGACCCUUUGGAGUUUCACAAAACCCUAUUUUUUGGGGUCCUGGUCAGUCUUGAGGCAUUGCAAUGAUCAAUAUUACCAGGUUCUCCAUGUAUAUGGUAAACAGCAACAAAAACUGAAUUUUGAACUUGACACAGCAAUGAAGAGAGGGAAACAUCUGAGUUGUGUUUUCACAGUGAAUUGGGUAUGCUAACAGGUAAUCUGUGUGAUUAUCUGGUGUUAGAUUGGAGGGAUGAAGGCGGGGACAUUCGACUCUUACCCCUCUCACUCUACUGAUCCUUAUGUCAUCCGCCGCUCCAAACCAACCAAUCAAGGGCCAGUUUUCCGGCCUGCUCCUGGUCCCAAGAGCACACCUGUGAAGAGUAUCAUCACCAUCAAUGUCAACAGGUUUGAGCCCAUCACUGCUGAUAGACUUACCUAUUUUCAGGUGACCGUAUCACUUUAUGAUUAUACUCCUCAUUAAUGGUUUAACAGUUUAACCUCCAGCAAUGAGAGUAGAGGGUCUAAUUUUGACAUAUGGACCAAAACUAAGGUAUUUCCCUAACCCCUUACAUGCUGUGUAGCACUAAUUUUAUCUAAAUAAUGCUGUAUUGCAGUUGUUUGAGGCAGUAUCACAUUGUUUUACUUCUGUCUUGUUGUUUCAGGAGUGUGCACUCUGCAAACUACAGGUCAACCAUCCCAGCUGUGAUGACCCUCUGACUGCCUCAUGAAGAGUGAGGAACAGGAACAGUGCUUUGACCUCAGUCCUGGAUUCUAAGGGGAGAACGGGGUGAUUUGAGUCUGAGGGGGAGAUCUACCUCUUGUUUCACAUACAAAGUUGUCCAUGCGAUCACUCAUUUUUGUAAAGUCAUCUGUUUUACUCACUGUGUGAUGUAUAGAGGCACGUGGAAUAUGAACUAAUCAGCUUUAGCUAAAAAAAAAAAAAAAAAAAAGGAGUGUUUCACUGAUUUAUUUUGAUAUUGGCGGCAUGGCUAGACUGGCCCCUCCCACCCAGUUUUAUGGCAGAUGAACAGGUAAAUGUCCUUCUGCUUAACCCCAGCUGUAUUUAUUAGAAAAUUCAUGUUACAGAUCAUUUGUAUGAUUUAUUCUAAACUGCUAGGAAGAAGGAUCUCACCUGUACAAUACCUGUGUAAAAAAAAACACCUGAGCAGAGGACUUUGACAGAUCCACACCAAAAUAACAAAUCAAACCUGCAGAAUUUGUUUCCAGCACUGGUGAGCUGUAUUUGAAUAUUAACAGGUUUUAAUAUCUCAAAUUAAAGCUCACAUAAAUGCUCCACAGAGUUCAAGUAGCAGACGCAUCUGAACUUCAACUGUUUAAAGGAGACUGAGUGCAUCAAACUGUCAAACUGCUGCAAAGAAGCCACUGCAGAAGAAGAUCAACAACAAGAAGGAGAAGAGCACUUAUCAGGCCAAGAAACACAAGCAAUGCACAUGAAACAAUCAGAAAUCCGUACUCUGUCUGAUGAAUCCAGAUGGGAGAUCUCAGGCUCUUCCCUCGCAUCUCGACAGACAGAUGAGCAGAUAGUUUCUACGAGUGUUCCUGCUGUGACAUGAUUGCAUAUGUGCUCCUUCAAAGUUUUGAUGUCAGUAUCAAUCUACAAUGUACUGAAUAAUAUUAAUUGAAAGAGAAAGCUAUUGACUUAAAGGAUGAGUCCAGAUUUUUGACUGUAAAACGUGAUAAUACGUUAUCUCCUUUGUGCAGUUUAUGAAAAUUAUGUCUGUUAUUUCAUCCUGAUUUGGUUCUAGUUUGGAAAUGGACCUUGGAAAAUAAAGCUGGCAAUUGAGGUUGUAAACUUAACCAUGAAAUAAAACCUAAAAGACA